AGCGGCGGUAGUGGUGAGUUUAGCUAGGCCUGGCAGGGCUGGGAGGCUCGGACGGCGUGUGGCCGCAGCCGGGGAGCCUGAGGCCGGGGCGUCGCACGCAGGCGCUACCCGCCUGGGCCGUGAGCCGGCCGCGGCCUCGGCGGCGAGGCCUCCCGGAUGCCGGUUGGAGCUCUGCGGUGCAGAGCAGAGGCUGCGCCCGGGCCGCAGGCAAGGGUAGAAGGCCAACGGGUCCGCUCUCUGACGCGCGGUGGAUGCGGCGGCGGCGGCGGCGAUGGACGCCCUAGAGGAAGAGAGCUUCGCGCUGUCCUUGUGAGUCACACCGCCCGAGCCCGGGAGACUGAAGGCCGGGGCUGCUGGCGCUUGGCCUAGGCCUCCGCCCUGCGAAAACAGUGCCCUCAGUGGCGGUGGGGAACCAACAAGCCUUCCCCCACCCCACCCCACCCCAUCCAAGUUCCCGCUGUGGACUCUGCCGCUGCGGCGACCGCGGGGUUUCAGGCGCGGAGGACAGGAGCGCAGAGUGGUGUCGCGCGACGAUACACGCCUCUGUCACAAUCCCCCGGUCUCCAGUCCUUAGUCGUCAGCAAAACCUGGUGGGUUUGAGUGGCCGAGGCCCGCCCGACCGCGGGUCAGAAGAUUCGCCGCCACCACCACACGACCACCCCCAGGGACUCUAACUGCCCCUCCCCACCCCGGCCUGUGUGUUGACCGCACCAAGUUUACGCCCGCCCACAAGUAGAUUGGUGUGGGGUGAUAGUGAAGAUGCGCUCUUCUGCCUCUGAUGCAGAAUUUGAUGCUGUGGUUGGAUAUUUAGAGGACAUUAUCAUGGAUGAUGAGUUCCAGUUAUUACAGAGGAAUUUCAUGGACAAGUACUACCAGGAGUUUGAAGACACGGAAGAGAAUAAGCUUACCUACACACCUAUUUUUAAUGAAUAUAUUUCUUUGGUAGAAAAGUAUAUAGAAGAACAGCUGUUGGAGCGAAUUCCUGGAUUUAACAUGGCGGCUUUCACUACAACUUUACAGCACCAUAAAGAUGAAGUGGCCGGUGACAUUUUUGACAUGCUACUCACAUUUACGGAUUUUCUGGCUUUUAAAGAAAUGUUUCUGGACUACCGAGCAGAAAAAGAAGGCCGGGGACUGGACUUGAGCAGUGGUUUAGUGGUGACAUCACUGUGCAAAUCAUCUUCUGUGCCAGCCUCCCAGAACAAUCUGCGGCCCUAGAUCUCACCUUCAGGCUCCGGGCUCUUCCUGGACGUCACCAGCUCAAUAGACUGGGAGAGGCUUUGGCUAAUGAUGUCAGAAGAAUACAUCUUGGAAAGACUGACUCUUCUGCAACUCUUCAUUAAUGUUAAGUAUUGAUGGGUCAGAAGACAAUUACCUGACCUUUCUGGGACGAGACAUUCUUGGUUUUGGUAACCCUAGUACUCCUCCCCGAGUAGACCCCUUUCUCAGGCUUCGGAGUCUGGCUCCUGCAGCAAACCCGAGUCCAGCAUUCUACCUGGGAUGCCUGUCCCCAGCAUUCAUGUCAGGGUGUCCGUGUUGGGAAAAUUUACCAUCAUCAACUCUCUUGGCCCAGCAGGCCUUACAUGUCCCAGGAGGCUUUUCAUGCACCCACAGCUGAUCACAGUUUGAGUCCUACAGCCUCAGUGGGGGUUUUGACUGGGAGUAUUUAUCUAGGAGUUAAUUGCAGCUAGCUGCCCAUCUCAAGAUUUCUGAAAAUCCUACCAUCACAGCUAGUAGGAAUCAACUUAGAGAUUUCCUUUACCUAAAAGCUACAUGUGAAAAUCAAUUCCUAGUCUUACAUGUGCAGUCUUUUUAUCACUGUCUUCUACAGGUCCAGAUGUAGUCCCAUUGUUUUCAUAACCCUCGUUUAUGCGUUUUUGAAAAAAUAUUUUUAUAGAUGAAUACUCAGGCUAACCUAGUGGAUACAAUCUUGGAACUUCCAUGAUUACCCACUUCAAGAUCAAAGUAUUAUAUGCUGUGUGUAUUAUUUAGCUGUUAGUGCUAUGGGAGCUAAAAUGCUUUCUACCUUGGUCCAUUUUACUGGGUGCCAGUGAAUGUAUGCUGGAAGUAGCCUAAAAUAUAUCCUUUUCUUAGAGCAUGUUCACAUUUGUGCAGGUUUGCUUAAAACCCUUUCUGUGUAAAUCAGCUCCUUAGGUUUGGGGUAGGGGCUCUGCACUUCCUUCUUGGCUGUCAAAAUAAUCCUACCAAGAUAGUGUUCCAUGGUCUAGCUUAGCACGAGUAGGAGAUAGCAAACAGCUUUACUGGUCAUCUGCUUAGAUUCAGUACAUUGUCUUAUUAUAGUGUUGGAUAGGACAUUACUGGCCGGAAAACAUGGGUGAAAGAAAAAAAUGUAGUAGUUCAAUUCCCAAUGUGUACUUAGUUUUUUGUUUUUAUUUUUAAAGUAAAAAUAGGAAUUGCUACUAACUUUUCAGUUGACUCUUUUGGUUUUAAAGGAUGAGCUAUAGGCUGUGUGUUUUUCUGUACCGACAUGGCACUUAUUAAAUACUUUUGUACCAUGA
This is a messenger RNA of Dama dama (fallow deer), 2519 nucleotides long. RefSeq names its product ADP ribosylation factor like GTPase 2 binding protein (gene ARL2BP). The record is from RefSeq and is a predicted model, not a curated record. NCBI's taxonomy places the organism in Eukaryota, Metazoa, Chordata, Mammalia, Artiodactyla, Cervidae. The transcript is spliced from 6 exons. Gene Ontology annotation, cellular component: mitochondrial intermembrane space. Gene Ontology annotation, biological process: positive regulation of tyrosine phosphorylation of STAT protein; maintenance of protein location in nucleus. The coding region runs from base 760 to 1218 and encodes 152 amino acids.